Neomonachus schauinslandi (Hawaiian monk seal) is the source of this 1716-nucleotide messenger RNA. It is a transcript of the gene IGF2, whose product is annotated as insulin like growth factor 2. Gene Ontology annotation, molecular function: growth factor activity; hormone activity. The coding region runs from base 1 to 717 and encodes 238 amino acids. NCBI's taxonomy places the organism in Eukaryota, Metazoa, Chordata, Mammalia, Carnivora, Phocidae. Gene Ontology annotation, cellular component: extracellular region. The transcript has 4 exons. The record is from RefSeq and is a predicted model, not a curated record.
AUGGUUUCCCCAGACCCCCAAAUUAUCGUGGUGGCCCCCGGGGCUGAACCCGACUCUACGCAAGUCCAACGCACUGAGGACAGGGGAAUCAUUAUCCGGAUAUUUUGGGUGGGCCCCAAAGGCGAGCUGCUUAGACGAACCCCGGUGAGUUCGGUCAUGCAGAUGCCGAUGGGGGUCCCGAUGGGGAAGCCGAUGCUGGUGCUGCUGACCUUCUUGGCCUUGGCCUCGUGCUGCUUUGCUGCUUACCGCCCCAGUGAGACCCUGUGCGGCGGGGAGCUGGUGGACACCCUCCAGUUUGUCUGUGGGGACCGCGGCUUCUACUUCAGCAGGCCGGCAAGCCGCGCGAGUCGCCGCAGCAGCCGUGGCAUUGUGGAGGAGUGCUGUUUCCGCAGCUGUGAUCUGGCCCUUCUGGAGACCUACUGUGCCACCCCCGCCAAGUCCGAGAGGGACGUGUCGACCCCUCCGACCGUGCUUCCGGACAACUUCCCCAGAUACCCCGUGGGCAAGUUCUUCCAAUAUGACACCUGGAAGCAGUCCGCCCAACGACUGCGCAGGGGCCUGCCUGCGCUCCUGCGCGCCCGCCGGGGUCGCAUGCUCGCCAAGGAGCUCGAGGCGUUCAGAGAGGCCAAGCGUCACCGUCCCCUGAUCGCCCUGCCCACCCACGACCCCGCGGCCCACGGGGGCGCCUCUCCGGAGGCGUCCGGCAAUCAGAAGUGAGCCAAAAUGUCGCGUAAUUCUGCAAGACGGCACCGUCCACCUAGUGCCCUCCUCUUGACCAGGGGCCGUUCCACCGGGCCCCGCCUCUGACAUCUCUCGGGGUCACGUGCCCUCUGCGGGCUCCCCCAUCCCCAGCCCCCGCGCCCCAACCUCCCCAUGUCAGGCUCUUCUCUCCUUGGCCCCCUCCAUCGGGCUGAGGAGAUCCUAGCAACAUCUCUAAAAAUGUACAAACUCGAUUGGCUUUAAAUAUCCCCCCAAAAUUACCCCCCAAAUUAUCCCCAAAUUGCACAAUCGAAAAACUAAAACUACGAACCCCUAAAUCUCACACACACACACACACCAGUCCCCUUAAAAUGAAUUGGCUUUUUAGAAACACCAGGAACGUUAAUUAGCUAAAAACAAAAACAAAAAAACCUAAAAUUAUCAAUUGGCUAAAAAAACCCACCCAAACUGAAUUGGCUUAAAAACAAUUGGCAUCAUGAAAGAAUUAGGCCCCCCCCUUCCUUCUCUUCCCCAGGGACCUCGAGUCAGAUUGGCUGUGAGCUCGGGCGCCUGGCCUCCAGGAGAAAGGAAGGGACCCCAAAUCUACAGGUAGGCACGUCAUGGUCCACUGCCGGCUCUGGCCUCCUCAGGCAAAACUCUGGUCGCAUUUGGGGAGAAUUGGUCAUCCUCAGAACAGCAAAGCCCCAGACUCGUUCCUCGCUCCGUCUCCCAUCCUUGAAAGUCACCAUGGAGCUAGAUGGGGGUUCCCAGUGAGACCGAAGGAGGGGAGAACAGAACAUGAACACCGAAAUUUGUGAAAAUAAACUUUAAUUGGCACAAACCCCCCUACACCCUAAAAUCCAUCCUCCCAAAACCCACAUAUCCCAAAAUCUUACAUCUCAGUUUCCACCCUUAAAAACACCCACACACCCACCUACAUCCCUGCAGACACGCCCUUACAUGCAUGCACACACACACACACCCUUGUGCACAUAUGCACACGCACGCUCACACACA